Danio aesculapii is the source of this 1028-nucleotide messenger RNA. RefSeq names its product homeobox protein Meis1-like. The record is from RefSeq and is a predicted model, not a curated record. Bases 633 to 1028 code for a protein of 131 amino acids. NCBI's taxonomy places the organism in Eukaryota, Metazoa, Chordata, Actinopteri, Cypriniformes, Danionidae. The transcript has 4 exons.
UCUGGUCCAGAUUCAGCUGCUGAGCCGCGUUCAACACACACUCAUUGUACACAAACGGGGAAAGGCAGCUCGCAGCAUCGAUCGUGGCUCCUUUAAGAAAAACUAAGCCAGAAUUAUCAGCCCACCUCCUCUUGAUCUCAUUUAGAAGCUAUUGCAUAAAAAAUCAACUCAGGAGCCGAGAGUGAUCAAAGAAACGAGAGAGAGCUUCAUUUUUGUGCAUUUGAGUAGUAUUCUCGUUAGGGGUGCUAACCAGUGGAAGCGCGCGGAGGAUCAUCAUUCAUUCAGCACUUUGACAAGCUCGCGUUUGAUUGAUUGACAGCCGGAGUGGCAAAAAGCCAUGAGAUGCGUUAGUUUUGUUUGAGGGGCUAUUUUCAUACAGGUUUGGAAAAGAAGAUUUUGCCCGAUCCUUGUCGCUCUCCAGGGGAAAGAAAGCGAAGGGGACCUAUCGCUGAACGCGUCUGGCUGAACUUGUGGUGAAGGACUGGCUUCACAUCGCUCGCUCGAAACAGGCAUUUGGAUUUUUUGGGCAAACCAUCUCCCACGUUUGGAAUUUGCGUGUUUAUUUCCUAUUCACCCUGGCCUCAUAGGGGAUAUAUUUUUGACUAAAGGAAGACGAGGGAGUGUGGAGGGCGAUGGCGCAGAGGUACGAAGAUAUACCCCACUAUGGGAUGGACGGAGUAGGAAUCCCGAGCACGAUGUACGGAGACCCGCACGCCGCCAGAUCCAUGCAGGCUGUUCACCUGAAUCACGGGCCCCAGCUCCACUCCCACCAGUACCCGCACACAGCCCACACCAACGCCAUGCCGCCCAGCAUGGGCUCAUCCGUCAAUGACGCUCUAAAAAGAGAUAAAGACUCCAUUUACGGGCACCCUCUGUUCCCUCUUCUAGCACUGAUUUUUGAGAAAUGUGAAUUAGCCACUUGCACACCUAGAGAGCCCGGUGUUGCUGGGGGCGAUGUGUGUUCAUCAGAAUCUUUCAAUGAGGAUAUAGCAGUGUUUGCAAACAGGUGUGUAAAAAACUAUGUUUGA